This is a messenger RNA of Phytophthora sojae, 1596 nucleotides long. RefSeq lists its product as hypothetical. Gene Ontology annotation, molecular function: transmembrane transporter activity. The transcript has a single exon. The record is from RefSeq and is a predicted model, not a curated record. Gene Ontology annotation, cellular component: membrane. The coding region runs from base 1 to 1596 and encodes 531 amino acids. Lineage: Eukaryota; Oomycota; Peronosporomycetes; Peronosporales; Peronosporaceae. Gene Ontology annotation, biological process: transmembrane transport.
AUGGUCGAGGCCUUGCAGUCCCCGACCAACAAGCGCUUCGACGCGCUCAGCGCGCUCGACAACGCGCAGUUCUCCAAGGCCCACGUCAAGGCCAUCCUCGUGGCCGGCUCGGGCUUCUUCGUCGACUCGUACGACAACUUCGUCAUCGGCCUCAUGGUGCCCAUGAUCGCCUACGAGUACUUCGGCAAGUCGAGCCUCUCGUCGCGCGCCGACGGCUGGGUCAAGGCCGCGUCGUCCUACGGCAACGCCGUGGGCCAGAUCUCCUUCGCCAUCCUCGGCGACAUCCUCGGCCGCAAGCGCAUCUACGGCAUUGAGCUCAUGGUGCUCAUCGGCGGCGCGCUGCUGUGCGCCUUCGCGUCGUGGCCCGUGAACGGCGAGGGCAACAACCUGCUCAUCAUGCUCAGCAUCUGGCGCUUCGUGCUGGGCGUCGGCAUCGGCGGAGACUACCCCGUGUCCGCGGUCAUCACCAGCGAGUUCGCGUCGUCCAAGCGCCGCGGCACCAUGAUCGCCACCGUCUUCGCCAUGCAGGGCCUCGGCAUCAUCGCGGGCGCCGUCAUGGCCAUCAUCGUGCUGGCGGCCGCCAAGGACAGCAUCCUCGACAACGGCGCGUCGUCGCUCGGCUACUGCUGGCGCACGCUCGCAGCCUUCGGAGCGGUGCCGGCGCUGGCCGCCGUGUACUGGCGCCUCAACAUCCCGGAGACGCCGCGGUACGCCAUGGACGUGCUCAACGACACGGAGGAGGGCGCGCGCGCCGCCACCCAGUUCCUGGCCUCCGACAAGCUCACCUCCGACAUGUACAGCCACACCGGCGACGACAAGUCGGGCUUCUUCGAGAACUUCUCGUACUCGUUCCGCAACUACUUCAACAAGUGGGCCCACCUCAAGGUGCUCAUCGGCUGUGCCGCGGCCUGGUUCUUCCUGGACAUCGGCUACUACGGCACGUCGCUCAACACGUCCGUGGUGCUCGAGAUCAUCGGCUACGGCAGCGCCACGUCCACGGGCAACCAGAAGAUCUACGACGACCUGUGGAACCGAUCCGUGGGCACGGCCAUCAUCAACCUGGCCGGCACGGUGCCCGGCUACUGGUUCACGGUCUACUUCGUGGACAAGUGGGGCCGCAAGCCCAUCCAGUACAUGGGCUUCUCGCUGCUCACACUGCUUUUCCUCUUCAUGGCCAUCUUCCUCGACGAGCUCAAGACCGACAGCACGGCCGUCUUCGUCGUCAUGUACUCGUUCGCGCAGUUCUUCUUCAACUUCGGCCCCAACGCCACGACCUUCAUCAUCCCGGCCGAGGUCUUCCCGACGGCCGUGCGCUCGACGGGCCACGGCAUUUCCGCCGCCUCGGGCAAGGUGGGCGCCAUCAUCGCCGCGCAGUGCUUCGCGGUGAUCGCCAAGGGCUCGUUCGGCUUCAAGGGCGUGCUCUACAUCUUCGCGGCGUGCUGCUUCUUCGGCCUGCUCUUCUCCUUCUGGGUGCCCGAGACCAAGAACCUGACGCUGGAGGAGCUGAGCUCGCUGGACGAGGACGGCGUCGCGAAGGAAGACGACGUGGAACCAAGCUACAAGGCGAUUCACACACCUGGCGCCGCCGUGACUUGA